Molecule: messenger RNA, 1428 nt
Organism: Aedes albopictus (Asian tiger mosquito)
Lineage: Eukaryota; Metazoa; Arthropoda; Insecta; Diptera; Culicidae
Exons: 2
Coding region: 184-1395 (403 amino acids)
Source: RefSeq, a predicted model, not a curated record
CUUUUCAAAUGGUAUGGCUGAAUUUUUAAAUUUUUGUUGAUGUUGCGCGUCGUCGUCGGUGUUCCUUAUCGGAUUAAUCCGCGUAAUCGUAACGAUUUAGUAUUUAUCGGAAUGUAAUAAGAUAGUUUGUGAGUGCAAAGUUAAUAUAUUAGACUUAUAUUAUUAGUAUUCGGAUCUUUGAAAAUGGAAAACCAAGGCAUCGUCUACAACCAGUGCCGCUUCUGCCUGAAACUUAUCGAAGAGUUCGCUUCAUUCUCAAUUUUUUCCGCGAAGCCUCGAGCGAACUCAUUGUAUCUCUUCGUCCAGCAGAUGUUGCGCCUAGAGUUCACAGCGGAAAACUCACACGUCUGUCGCGAUUGCUUCGCCGUGUGGCAUAUGAUCCAGGAUUACGUGCAGGCUUGCGCUUGUGCGAAUCAGGUUCUGGCCCUGAGCACGGGACUGACGGUACGGAAGGCAUGGUUGGACAACGGUGAAGAAACCCAGAUGCUGAUCGGGGUUUGCCAGCGGGUGAAGAAACUGUGCCAUGAAAUGGGGAUCCUGCUGAAAACGGUGAAGAAUCCACCAAAGAGGCGCAGGAAACGACGGCAGAGUGAUCCAGUUGCUCAGCCUUCGGAGCAAUCCGAAGCACUGACACGUAAGGAUGCGACGACUACUGAGGAGACUGGCGUUAAAGCGGAGGAGGCGGUUGAGAUCGACGACUCGGAUGCAUUCCAGACAGAUGAUCCGCUAGAAGCGCGGAGAAAUGAUAUGGAAGAUAGGCUGUCGAUGGAAUCGGCUCCAGCAAACGUAGAAGCAAUAGAUGAUCCUUCUGGAGAUGCAAAUGAAUCGAUAGACGAUUCGGUAACAAUCAUUGAAGCAACCGUGGAUCACAUCGAUCUCGUUGAUAGCAGUAGCGAGGAGGAACUUGAUGAAGAUGAAGAUGAUGAAACCGACCAGCAGGUGGAAGAGGACUACUCCGGUGACAGUCUUCCCGCGUGGCAAAAGAAGGACAUUGAUAUCAAUGUGCUGAAGACCGUGUGUCAAAUUUGCGGCGCUACAACAAACGACAUGGCCAGCCACCUGGAGAGUCACAUAAUUGAUGAUCCGCCAGUGCCCAGAAAACCUCCGGCACCAAAGGUGCAAACGGAAUCGGACAGCAGCGCUAGUGAUGGCAGUUUGAAACCCAAGAGGAAACGGAACGCUGCCGUUGAAGAACAGGGAAAACCAGCACCAUCCCAGCAGCAGCAGCAGCAGAAGCAACCGUUGAAGUGCGACGUGUGUGGGACGGAAUUUGUCAGCUUGCUGGCGGCGAAGUUGCAUGCUCGAUCGCACCCGCUGAAUUGGACAAUUGACAGCAGUAGUCGAGCGUACGAUUCAGUUAAAUCAAGACCCGUGGUAAGGAGGGCUUACCGAUAAAGCAAUUGGUUGAAACAUACAUAAGUGAUUAGA